Diceros bicornis minor is the source of this 4572-nucleotide messenger RNA. It is a transcript of the gene NSUN6, whose product is annotated as NOP2/Sun RNA methyltransferase 6. NCBI's taxonomy places the organism in Eukaryota, Metazoa, Chordata, Mammalia, Perissodactyla, Rhinocerotidae. Bases 412 to 1962 code for a protein of 516 amino acids. The transcript is spliced from 17 exons. The record is from RefSeq and is a predicted model, not a curated record. Gene Ontology annotation, biological process: RNA methylation. Gene Ontology annotation, molecular function: methyltransferase activity; RNA binding.
GGUUUUGGAAAUUUGGGCCUCGAGAUUGAGUGAGACCGAGCCAGUGCCGGCGUGGUUUCCAGGUCCCUGUCCAGUUCACAGCGGGUUGGAUCGGCACGCCUAUUGUUUUGUUCGUUCGCUGCAGCGUGAAUGGCGUUGUCUCCCAGUGACUUCCGGGAGCGUCCCUACAGGAGGACCGAGGACCGGGUGUGGAGCGAGGAAGCCGCGCCCAAGUGGCUGCGCUGAGGGCCCCGGAUGAGCCUCCGCGUUUCCGAGUUGAGCUCGCCUGAGCGGCGCGAGUUUCCUGGGCAUCCCGUGGUCCCCGCACCGUGUGGGCGGUUGUUCAUUGUCAGGACGCUCCCUGUAAUUCGGAAAGAGAAAACCCACCGUUUUCCAGCAUUUCCCUUGGAGGAGAACUAGGCAAUAGGAAAAAUGUCUAUUUUCCCUAAAAUAUCUUUGAGACUUGAGGUUGAAAAUUAUCUUAAAGCGGGCUUUAUGAAUAAGGAGAUUGUGUCUGCUUUAGGUAAACAAGAAGCAGAAAGGAAGUUUGAAACUCUGUUAAAUCACUUGUCACACCCUCCAUCAUUCACAACUGUCAGAGUAAAUACACAUCUAGCUUCAGUACAACAUGUGAAGAAUCUGUUAUUUGAUGAACUUCAGAAGCAGUUUAAUGGAUUAAGUGUUCCUAUUCUUCAACAUCCAGACCUUCAGGAUGUCUUACUUAUUCCUGUUAUUGGACCUAGGAAGAAUAUAAAAAAACAACAGUGUGAAGCCAUUGUUGGAGCCCAGUGUGGCAAUGCAGUGUUAAGAGGAGCCCAUGUCUAUGUUCCAGGAAUUGUGUCAGCUUCAAAAUUUAUGAAAGCUGGAGAUAUUAUUUCUGUAUACUCUGAUAUUAAAGGCAAAUGUAAGAAAGGAGCCAAAGAAUUUGAUGGAACAAAAGUAUUUCUUGGAAAUGGGAUUUCUGAAUUAAGCCGCAAAGAAAUCUUCAACGGGCUACGUGAACUGAAAGGUAUAGGCGUAAGAAUGACAGAACCAGUAUAUCUCAGCCCUUCAUUUGACAACAUACUGCCCAGCUACAUAUUUUUACAGAAUUUGCCAUCUGCUGUAGUAACUCAUGUUCUGGAUCCUCAGCCUGGAGAGAAGAUUCUAGAUUUGUGUGCAGCACCUGGAGGCAAGACAACACACAUUGCUGCAUUAAUGCAUGAUCAGGGAGAAGUAAUCGCACUGGAUAAAAUAUCUAACAAAGUAGAAAAAAUAAAGCAGAAUGCUUUAUUGUUAGGGUUGAAUUCCAUUAGAGCAUUUUGCUUUGAUGGAACAAAGGCGCUUAAACUCGAUAUGGUUAAGGACGCAGAAGAAGUGGGCAUCCAAUGCUGGUAUUUUCAUUCUGGGUCCAAGACAGCUGUACUAGUUUUUUCUAGGGGGAAGGAAGAGGGACAAGGAGACUGCACUGCCAGUACUUUUAAGGGCAAGACCUGGAAGUGGGAUUGUGAUGCAGGAGAACCUCCAUUCUUACCAGAAUCCUUUGACCGAAUUCUUCUUGAUGCACCCUGCAGUGGAAUGGGACAGAGACCAAACAUGGCUUGUUCUUGGACUUUGAAGGAAGUGACAUCAUAUCAACCUUUACAGCGAAAACUCUUUACUGUGGCAGUGAAGCUGCUGAAGCCGGGGGGCGUGCUGGUUUAUAGUACAUGCACCAUCACACUGGCAGAAAAUGAAGAACAGGUUGCCUGGGCCCUCACAGCGUUUCCUGACCUUCAGCUUCAGCCACAGGAGCCACAGAUUGGAGGAGAAGGAAUGAUGGGUGCUGGCCUAUCAUUUGAACAGUUGAAACAGCUGCAGCGAUUUGAUCCAUCUGUUGUGCCGCUACAGGACACUGACACGGAUUCUCUCAGAGAUGCCAGAAUAGAAGACAUGAUUUGGCUGGCAAAUAAGGAUUGUAUAGGUUUUUUUAUUGCAAAAUUUGUGAAAUGUAAAAGCACGUAGGAGAAGGAUCCUUAGAAAUGAAAAUUCCAAACUUUUGCUGUGUGGUGCUUUUUUUUGGAAACCAAACUGUUAUCAGGCCAAGUGAUUGAUGGCAUGAUUGCUAAGGAAACAGAAAGGCUGCCAGCUGUUUCCCCAGGGAUCACGAGACUUGACCAAGAGGACUGCACUUCAUAGAGGAAAUAGGGUGGUGGUAUGAGAUUAUAUUUCGUUUUUAAUUUUUUUGUGGAUUUAUCAGAGUAUAAAGAAAAGGAGAUGCCUAUAGAUGUUUGGAACAUUUUAUUUUCAUUUGGGGGUCUUGUGUUUUAAUUUGUAAAGAAUACAAGUCAUUUUUAAUGUUAAAAUCGGCAAAUCUAACAAAAGGAACAAAAUUAGCAAUGUUUAAUUUGGUUAUAAAAAAUGUUUUCAGUUCCUGAGUUCCUAAGUAGUAGUUCCUUAAGAAUUCAGGGAAUGGGAAGUAUAACAUUUACCACAUGCCAAUAACUGAGCUGACUAUUUUACCUGACUUUUUCUGUUUGGUCAAUCAACCAACCCUCUUUCAAAUAAGUCUGGACCUCUUCUUAAUGAUAGUCUGCCUUCACUGUGUUGCCUUUGUUUUUCAUGAUUUUACACUAAAAACUAAAAUGAAUAUUAUCUUCACACUGUAGAUUAAAAAUAUGAGCAUAAUCCACAAUUUGGGUAUCAUCUAUUGGAACACAUAUUAUAAAAGUUAUUAGAGAUGUGAUUGGUGAGAAAGAGAAAACCAGCUUCUGACAGCUGGGAACUGGCCGGGCACUUACAGCUGGGCCUUGGCGUUCUCCUGUUGAACAUAACUUCACAGACCACCAGCCUCAGACAGAGCAACAACUGUGACUAUGAUAGAUCAAGACAGAAGAAGACCGCUUCAUAAUCAAAUCUGAAAUCACACGAAAAUAAGAAUAUCACCCAAACCACAAAGGUUUCCGUUUGGAAUUUCUCAUAGCUAUUUAUUUGUUGUAUUCAUCAAGAUUGCAAGGGCUCUUGGAUCAGGAGCAAAAACAAGAAGCCAGCAGAUGAAUGCUCUCCUAGUCACCUUUGGCAGCAAGCUUCCUCAGUCCCUGACUGCUCAAUGGAUCAUUAAAGCAACAUGUAGCACAGCUCAUUCAUUACAGAGCCAGGUGCACAACAACUCACGCUGAACAUGUUUAAAUGACUCAGUGUUUGUCUCAGUUUAGACAGAGCCACUCUACUGGAACCAGCACUGCACUGGCUGCCUGGGCUCGGAUCCCAGCAGUGUGACCUUAAGCAGCCUCGUCUCUCAGUGAAGACGUGCCAGAUCUGAUCUCUUCACCUGGAUUAUACUGUACCUAGAGAGAACUUACUGGAGGACACUGAGCCAAUUUAUCAGCUGCUACCAUUUGGACAUUGAGGUGUUUAGCUUGAGAUUUCCCUCGAGAUUUUAUUAACCUUUGUAAAACCUGUAAAAGAUAAGAUGUUUUAACAGAGGAAUAUCUGCACUCAGCUACAUUUUUUGCAAAUCUCUCCAAUGCCUGGCUUCAUUGAAGACAACUGAAGUCUCCUAUCUGCUUCUACAUGUGAUCUGCUACAACGUGUGGUUGUCGUUGAAAUGUGAAGAAAAUCCAGCCUCCUACAAAUAUGUAGUCGAGAAAAGGAAUAUUUUAGUAGCCUUUUCAGAUAAUUGUGGAUAUUCUUCUUUGAUACUACACUAAACUCAACAAGUGAUAGUUUCUUAAAGACUAGUUGCUCUGUGAAAUCUGACACCAUAUCAAUGAACAUUUUUUCCUCUGUAACAUCAAAUUCCAUUGGUCUAUCUUAAAAUUUGAAUGGAUCUUUUACCAUGCAUGAUUUGUAACAUCGUUAUUGAUCACUUGGAACAUGAUGGUUCACUGAGUUCUCCAAAUCUUCCAAAUGUUGACACAUUGCAUUAUACAAUAUUAAAACUUCAUAUUGGGGCCGGCCCAGUGGCACAAGCAGUUAAGUGCGCGCGCCGCUCCGCUGUGGCAGCCCGGGGUUCGCCAGUUCGGAUCCCGGGCACGCACCGACGUACUGCUUGGCAAGCCAUGCUGUGGCGGCGUCCCAUAUAAAGUGGAGGAAGAUGGACACAGAUGUUAGCCCAGGGCCAGUCUUCCUCAGCAGAAAAAGAGGAGGAUUGGCAGAUGUUAGCACAGGGCUGACCUCCUCCCAAAAAAGAAAAAAAUAAAACAUCAUAUUUGUUAAUUUCAUCAUUGAUCUCAUUAGAAAGUUCUUAAUCUGGUGGGAAGCUACCAAGCUCUCAGAGGUGGAUACAAGUUUUCCAAAAUCCUAAUUUUUGUUUGAAAGCUUAGGUUUUAUCAUUGUUAACAAAGGCUGUUAGUUGUUUUCCUUGAGGUGACAGACUCACUUCGUUCAAGAAAAUAUCUGCCAAAUAUUGAAGUCUGAAUAAGCAUAGCCUAUCAGUUGUUCUUUCAAAUAAAAAUGGUGCUCCAUGAAAAAAGUGGGUAGUUCAGUUCACACCUCAAAUAAUCACACCAGUGCUUGUCCUCAAGAUAACUAACUUACGUUGGUAUGUAGCUGAAGUGUACUUCCUGUUUCAUCACUAGAAUAUUUAAAGGCUUGUACUUAGAGUCAAAAUUUAAUAAAAUUAAGUAAAACUGG